AUGUACGCAUCUCUUGAAAUAUUGAAAGAAUCUCGAGUAAUAGAGGAGAUCUCAAAUAAAGUACAUGGUCUAUUGAAACAAAAAGGUCAAACAGCACGUUUUAGUUCAAUUACUAAAGCUAGUAAAAAUGCUGUUUCUCUCUGGUUAUCAAAAAAGAAAGGAAUAAAACCAACAUCAUUAUCUAUUUAUUUACCCAUGAAUAUUGUUGAAUCUUUGUGUGAUACUGUUGUACCUAAUUUAUCAUCUGAUGAAGAUAACUCACCAAUAAAUAUUACCGAAAAUGACAGUAAUAUCAGCGAAGACUCACAAAGUCCAUUUUCAUCACCUCUUUCUCAAAAUCGACAUAUUUCUUUAUCAUUCUGUGAUAACUUAGUGACAGCUGAUGUUACGCCGAUGAAUUUGGAGAAAAUUGUCUCUGAUGUUUGUGUUUAUGUUUUCCUUGAACUCAAAUGUUCAGUAAAUAUACGAGCAUUAAAAAAUGAAAUAAGUCUUCAAAUAAGUCAUAUUGUACAAGCCGCACGUGUAGAGGCUGCUGGCAAAAUUGAAGUAGAACCAAUGAUGGGAUUCUCUCAAUAUAGAAAUAAUAACUAUUUAAGUCCAAUUCUAUUAAUUCGUAAAACAAACGAACAAAUUGAUAUUCUCCAAUUUUACCCUUUUCCUAACAUAGUGGAGAUAACUUUCAAUGAGUUGUUGAUAAAAAAGGCAUUAUCUUCAUUUCAGUUAUCUAGAACAUUAGAUAUUAAUGAACUUAUUAGUCUUGUUACGGAAUGUGCUUUGACUUACAAUUUAAAUUUCGAUCUUUCGAUUCUCGAAGAAGCACUUAAAACAAAAAUACUGUUUAAUGAUACAUCGUUUACUUUAAGUCCUUUUUUCUUAAAUGUUGUCUUGAAAUUGGUACAAGUACAUGAAGUUCAAACAGAUUUCGAUCAAACUCCCGCAAAUGAUUCUUGUUCUUAUAGUGUUGAAGAAAUAGAUGCUAUUAUUGGUCGGACAUAUAGUACACGUGGAGUUAAACGCUCCUAUGAAGAAGAUCCUAUCUUAGUCGAGCCAAAUAAAAAUAUGCAUCGACAAAAUAAAAUAAAAAAAGAUAAAAGAGAUUUACUACAUUUGAAAGAUACUUACCACCUGACAGAUUCAGCUCUAAAUGCCAUUUUUCAAUACGUUCGAAGUAAAAAAAAGCUUUAUUCUUUGAAAGAAAUUGAACGACUUAGAAAAGAAACAAAUAAAAAAUUUCCAAUUAUAUAUACUAAAAUAAGUGCUUAUGUCAGAUUUGAAUAUGCUGUACGUACAGCAAUAUUUGUUGCUCGCAAAUAUGAACAGAAGCUUGAGCAAUUCGAUAUAUUAAAUAUUCGUUUUAAUAUGGAUGGAACCCUAAUAGGAAAUAAGCACAUAGUAGCCAUAUCGAUUAAUUGUAUUGAAGGUGGUCAUAAUUGUCAGAUGGCAAAGAAUCUUGUUCCUUUAGCUCUUUUUGAAGUUCAAAAAGAGAACACAGAAUUAUUGCGUAAAAGUUUGCCAACUGAAUUCAUUGAUGAUGUUAAAUCUGUAAAAUACAUUUCUAUUGGAGCUAAACAUGUUAAUAUUCAUGUACGACUAGGUGGUGAUCUGAUGAACGCAGUGUAUGUUUUUGGUCUUGCCGGUUUCAGCUCCAAUCAUCCCUGUGUAUUUUGCACUCAACAUAAGGAUGAUCUCUAUGUAACCGAAGAAACAGCUUAUGAUAAAUGUAUUUCUGAAGGAAAGGGAAAGAAUAAAAAAAUAACAACUGUUCAUGUUGGUCCUACUUCGUACCAUGAUCCGACUAAACUAGCACGUUCUCUUGAAGAGCAGAGAGUGUGUUUAGAAAAAAAGGAAUACCGUCAAAGUGGUCUUCGUACUACUGUUACACCUUAUAUUCACAUUAUUGGAAAUCAUUUAUUUGAAUUUGAUGAAUUUAAUAAUCUAGAAGAUUAUAAUAUGCAGGGCGUUGAAAAAAAUAAUGAUGUUCUUUCAAAUUUAUAUUUUUCAUCAACAAAUCCUUCGAAAAAUCCCCUUCUUACAAUGCUUCAGAAGUUGUAUCGUAUGCUCGAAAUGAAUUUCCAAGAUCCCGGUGAGAGAGAAGCAAUGUCUAUGUUUGCUCAUACAGGUGUUUACGAUUUUGUUGAAGAAGAUUUAACUGAUUUUGACUCUUAUACCGAAGACCAUAUUUCCUUUCAUGCCGGUAAGACACCUUCAAAUGAUGAAGCUGGUUCUGAAAAAGAAGAUGAUUUAUCUACAGAAGAGAUCGAAAAUACAGAUGAAAUCGAAGAUGAGAAAGAAUUAGAAGAAUCAAUGAUUUGGGCACCAGAAAAAAGAAUUCUUAACAAACCUUUGCCACGUUCUGAAAAUCGGUUUAAAAGUUUUCGAAGAUCAUAA
Rotaria sp. Silwood1 is the source of this 2388-nucleotide messenger RNA. NCBI's taxonomy places the organism in Eukaryota, Metazoa, Rotifera, Eurotatoria, Philodinida, Philodinidae. The record is from the annotation of a GenBank genome assembly.